ACGAAAAACAAAUGUUUUGAUUUUCUUUUCUUCACUCUGGUAUCGAAAUUUGUGUUGGAAAAACGUCUUUCCCUUGGGAAUUUACCGAAUGUAUCACAUUUGCUCUUUCAUGUUUUAUUUUUAUGUUCAUUUUCAGAACAUGCGGUCUCUACAUAUCUCUUGUUCUAAUUUGAUACGAGACAAGUUUUGUUAGUUUUGGCUGAGAAAUGGCAAUUGUUUUGUUCACCAGAACAGAACCCUUUACACGUUUUGUUUGGUGGGGGGAUUUGUGAAGAGAUUUGAAAAGAGAAAAGGAAAAUGUAGGUGAAAUGUGAAUAAAAUAUGCAUAUAUUUCAACUACUUUCACACACAUUUUCUCUUUCCUUUUCGAAAUCUUUUUCCAAAUUCUCUAACCAAAAACAGUGUUAAAAGAAAAAAACGAAAAGAAAAAAUGUACCUUAAUGCAAAAUCUACUAAGAUCAGGGUAGAAACUAAAGUGAUCAUGUUUUUGAAUGUUACCUGUGUUAUAUUAUACCCAGUUGUUUAUUUUGUCUGGAAUCCGGUACAGAUCAUCUUAGCAAAAUCACUUCACUUUGAUUGCUCAAGUAUUGCCCUCAUACUGAUGUUUCAAUCUAUUUGCAACAUUGAUCAUUACCUAGUCAAAGGAGAUCUAUGGAUCCUUCAGAACUUAGGUAUUUGGAAGAUGAUGAUACCCCAAUGAUGAAAACAAUCAAGGGUGCAACCACUGGUUUAGCUGCCGGUACUAUUUGGGGUACCAUAGUUGCUACUUGGCACGAUGUGCCUCGUGUUGAAAGAAGUGUUGCACUUCCAGGGUUGAUGAGAACCCUCAAAAUGAUGGGUAACUAUGGGAUGACUUUUGCUGCGAUUGGCGGUGUUUACAUAGGUGUAGAGCAGCUGUUGCAGCAUUAUAGGAUGAAGAGGGACUUUAUCAAUGGAGCUGUUGGUGGUUUCGUUGCUGGGGCUACUGUUCAUGGUUACAAAGG
Molecule: messenger RNA, 983 nt
Organism: Camellia sinensis
Lineage: Eukaryota; Viridiplantae; Streptophyta; Magnoliopsida; Ericales; Theaceae
Source: RefSeq, a predicted model, not a curated record